AUGAUAGAUCCUUUAGAGAACAACUUGUUUGAUCUUCCCGAUUAUGAGAAUACAGAAGAUGAAACGUUCCCACCUCUUCCACCUCCUGCCUCUCCAGGAAGAGAUGAUGUUGAAUGGGCUCAAGCUAAUGGAGAUGGAGAGCAGCCGUCACAAGCGAAGGAUGCUGCUGUAGCCCCACGGAAAGCAGUGAAGAGACCAAUGCCUAAACUAGAUGCCCAGAGGUUAAUUUCCGAAAGAGGACUUCCAGCCCUAAGACACAUGUUUGACAACGUAAAGUUCAAGGGUAAAGGGCACGAGGCAGAGGACCUGAAGACGCUCAUACGGCACAUGGAACACUGGGCUCACAGGCUGUUUCCAAAAUUGCAGUUUGAGGAUUUUAUUGACAGAGUGGAGACUUUGGGAAACAAAAAGGAAGUGCAGACCUGCCUAAAGCGGAUUAGACUUGAUCUUCCUAUUUUACACGAAGACUUUGCAACUAAUGAAGAUGAUGGAGGGGGAAGCAAUGGACUGGAUACAGCCCCUGAAGAUGUACGGUCCUGCUCUGGAAAGGCAGAACUCACGCCUCUCUCUGGUACAACUCUCACGGAGGAGCAACGAGAGCGAAUCAAGAAGAACAGGCAGCUGGCCUUGGAGCGCAGGCAGGCGAAGACGCAGUGCAACAGCCAGUCGCAACACGACGAGGUCUCCACUAGUUACUCAGAAGAGGAGUUUAAUACCCCGGUUGCUCAGGAUCCCACUGACCUUAUCGAAGACACUCAAGUCAUCGCAACUAAGGGUGCUGCUACAGGAGCUGGAGAUACAGAAUUGGAACGUGUCAGUGAAAAGCAGUAA
Leptosomus discolor (cuckoo roller) is the source of this 831-nucleotide messenger RNA. It is a transcript of the gene TIPIN, whose product is annotated as TIMELESS interacting protein. Gene Ontology annotation, molecular function: DNA binding. Lineage: Eukaryota; Metazoa; Chordata; Aves; Leptosomiformes; Leptosomidae. The record is from RefSeq and is a predicted model, not a curated record. Gene Ontology annotation, biological process: DNA replication checkpoint signaling; DNA damage response; replication fork arrest. Gene Ontology annotation, cellular component: nucleus; replication fork protection complex.